AUAUAUUUUAACUAUAAACACAUACAUCAAACAUGGGUGCUUAUAAAUAUCUUGAAGAGCUUUCCAGAAAGAAACAAUCCGAUGUCUCUCGUUUCUUACUUCGUGUAAGAUGUUGGGAAUUCAGGUACACAGAAUCCUCUGAUUCUAUUUAGGCUUGAAUACGCCUUCUAUUUUUCAAGAAAUUGAAAUUUAGAAGAGUUUAAUAAAUUCAUCCGAUGAAUGAUUGUACUCUGAGACUCAUGCAGGAAAAAUUUCUUUUUUGGUUUUUUUUUUUAAUUUGUAGACAAUUAAGCGUUAUCCAUCGUGCUUCUCGUCCUUCUCGCCCUGAUAAGGCCCGUCGUUUAGGUUACAAGGCCAAGCAAGGUUUCGUUAUCUACCGUAUCCGUGUUCGUCGUGGUGGUCGUAAGAGACCUGUUCACAAGGGUGCUACCUUUGGUAAGCCCGUCAAUGAGGGUGUUAACCAACUCAAGUACCAACGUUCUCUCCGUUCCACCGCUGAGGAACGUAUUGGUCGCAAGUGUGCCAACCUCCGUGUGUUGAACUCUUACUGGGUCAACCAAGAUGCUACUUACAAGUACUUUGAAGUCAUCCUUGUCGAUCCUUCCCACAAGGCCAUCCGUCGUGAUGCUCACAUUAACUGGAUUGCCAACCCCGUUCACAAGCGUCGUGAAGCUCGUGGUCUUACUGCUAUCGGUCGUAAGUCUCGUGGUCACGGUAAGGGUCAUCGUUUCAACAACACUAAGGGUUCUGGUCGUCGUGCCACCUGGAAGCGUCGUAACACUCUUUCUCUCCGUCGUUACCGUUAAAAAACAAAUCAUAAUACCAUUUCAUCUAAUAAAUAAUUCGCAUUUUUUCUUGUUUGAU
This is a messenger RNA of Mucor mucedo, 864 nucleotides long. RefSeq names its product 60S ribosomal protein L15. NCBI's taxonomy places the organism in Eukaryota, Fungi, Mucoromycota, Mucoromycetes, Mucorales, Mucoraceae. Gene Ontology annotation, biological process: cytoplasmic translation. The transcript is spliced from 2 exons. The record is from RefSeq and is a predicted model, not a curated record. The coding region runs from base 216 to 806 and encodes 196 amino acids. Gene Ontology annotation, cellular component: cytosolic large ribosomal subunit; ribosome. Gene Ontology annotation, molecular function: RNA binding; structural constituent of ribosome.